This is a messenger RNA of Symbiodinium necroappetens, 230 nucleotides long. The record is from the annotation of a GenBank genome assembly. Lineage: Eukaryota; Dinophyceae; Suessiales; Symbiodiniaceae.
GCGGCCUCUACGCGGAGAAAUCCCUCCUGGUUCAAGAGAGUCAACUUGAGUUCCGGGAGUGUGAGGCGAUCGUCGGCGGGAGCAUCUUCGUGCAAAGGGGCCUGUACCUGAGCAAGUCGCACUUGAGCGUUCUCGACAGCAAAGCCGAAGAGUUUGGAGGAGGAAUCCACGUUGCGCGCUUCGAUGUCGACGACCGGAGCGCCGCAUCGUUCCGGAACUGCGUGGCCGGA